CGGCAGACCCUCUCCCUCCGGUGUAUUACGGUACCCGCCGCCCUCUCCGGUGUAUUACGGUUGGGGGCUCUGCUUUGCGCCACCGCCCUCUCACUUUUUUCUCUUGGUACAAAUGGCUGAGCGCCGCGCCUUCGCCCAGAAAAUUAGCAGAACUGUGGCAGCAGAAGUAAGGAAACAGAUCUCUGGGCAGUAUGGCAGCUCUCCACAGCUGCUCAAAAACCUCAGCUUGGGGGCAAAUAUUUCUCACCAUUCAGUUCCAUUAACUGAGGCAGUAGAUCCAGUGGACUUUGAAGAUUAUGUGAUGAUGCACCCUCCCAUAAUUGAUCCAGGUCCCUUGAGGGACUUGUUGGAGUUUCCACAAGAUGAUAUUGAAGUCAUCUACAGCCCAAGAGAAUGCCGAACGCUGGUGCAAGCUGUACCCGAGGAAAGUGAUAUGGACCCUCAUGUAAGGGACUGUGUUAGAACCUACACUGAGGACUGGGCCAUCGUGAAUCGCAAGUAUCACAAACUCAGCACAGGAUUUAAUCCCAACACACUUGACAAACAGAAGGAAAGGCAAAAAGGUUUGCCAAAGCAGAUCUUUGAAUCAGAUGAAAUGCCAGACCCCAACAGUUACCAGGAUGAACAGGAUGAUUUGAAACGGCGUUCUGUAUCCAUAGACGAUACUCCUAGAGGUAGCUGGGCCUGCAGUAUUUUUGAUCUCAAGAAUUCGCUUCCUGAUGCUGUCCUUCCAAAUCUACUAGAUCGAUUCCCUAUUGAAGAAAUAGACCAACAAAAUGAAGAACAGAGGAAGGGAAAUCGACAUAAGGAACUAUUUGCACUUUAUCCAGCACCAGAUGAGGAUGAACCAAUAGAAAGACACACAGUCCCUGAAGUUCCCCGGGAGCACUUUGGUCAAAGGCUCCUUGUGAAAUGCUUAUCUUUGAAAUUUGAAAUUGAAAUUGAGCCAAUUUUUGCAAGCUUGGCCUUGUAUGAUGUCAGAGAAAAGAAAAAGAUUUCUGAAAACUUCUUCUUUGAUUUGAAUUCUGAACAAAUUAAAGGCAUGUUACGACCUCAUGUUCCUCCUGCAGCUAUUUCAACAUUGGCCCGAUCAGCAAUCUUUUCAAUCACUUAUCCAUGUCAAGAUGUUUUUUUAGUUAUAAAGUUGGAGAAAGUUUUGCAACAAGGGGAUAUUGGUGAAUGUGCAGAACCCUAUAUGAUCUUCAAAGAGUCUGAAACAGCAAAAAACAAAGAAAAGUUGGAGAAGCUAAAGAGCCAAGCAGAGUUGUUCUGUCAUAGACUGGGGAAAUACCGUAUGCCUUUUGCUUGGACUGCCAUACAUCUAAUGAACAUUGUUAACAGUGCAGGAAGCCUGGAGCGCGACAGCACAGACUCAGAGAUAGGAGCAGGAGAGCGGAAGGGUUCUUGGUCAGAAAGAAGAAAUUCUGGUCUUGUCGGGAGACGCUCUCUUGAACGAGUGACAUCAGGUGAUGACUCAUGCAACCUUUCAAGCUUCAGACCAGCUACGCUGACGGUCACAAACUUCUUCAAACAGGAGGGAGAUCGUCUUAGUGAUGAAGAUUUGUAUAAAUUCCUUGCAGACAUGAGAAGACCUUCAUCUGUUCUGAGGAGACUAAGACCAAUCACAGCCCAACUGAAAAUAGACAUUUCUCCAGCUCCAGAAAAUCCCCAUUAUUGUCUCACACCAGAGUUACUACAGGUCAAACCCUACCCAGAUACUCGAGUUAGACCAACGAAGGAUAUCCUGGAGUUUCCUUCGAGGGAUGUGUAUGUUCCGUACACCACGUACAGGAAUUUGCUGUACGUGUAUCCGCAGAGUCUUAAUUUUGCAAACCGUCAAGGAUCUGCUAGAAAUAUUACCGUGAAAGUCCAGUUUAUGUCUGGGGAAGAUCAGAACAAUGCAAUGCAGGUUAUUUUUGGAAAAUCAAGUUAUGCAGAGUUUACAAAAGAGUCAUAUACUGCAGUUAUAUAUCAUAACAGAUCCCCUGACUUUCAUGAAGAGAUUAAAAUCAAACUCCCUGCGUAUCUGACUGAUCACCAUCACUUGCUCUUCACCUUCUAUCACGUCAGCUGUCAGCAGAAGCAGAAUACACCCUUAGAAACCCCAGUUGGAUACACGUGGAUCCCAAUGCUGCAGAACGGACGUCUGAAAACGGGUCACUUAUGUCUUCCUGUGUCACUUGAGAAGCCUCCACAGUCUUAUUCAGUUUUAUCCCCAGAAGUACCAUUGCCUGGAAUGAAAUGGGUGGAUAACCACAAGGGAGUAUUCAAUGUAGAGGUGGUUGCUGUAUCUUCCAUUCACACCCAGGAUUCAUACCUCGACAAGUUCUUUUCACUGGUCCAUGCCCUGGAGGAGCAUGCUUUUCCCGUACGGAUUGGAGAUCUAAGAAUUCUGGAGAUCGACUUGGAGAAUGAGUUGAAGAGCAGUAUAGCAGGCCUUAGCUCAGCUCAGCUGGAGCCAGUUGUUCGAUUCCUGCAUCAGCUACUGGACAAACUUGUUUUGUUGGUUGUGAAGCCCCCAGUAAUUGCUGGACAGAUUGUAAACAUGGGACAGCCAUCUUUUGAAGCAAUGACAUCCAUUGUGAACAGAUUGCAUAAGAAUUUAGAAACAAGCCAGGACCAGCAUGGCAGAAACAAUUUGUUGGCAUCCUACAUUUACUAUGUUUUCCGUCUUCCAAGCACAGAGUCAACCCCUUCGUCACCAGGACCUGGUGGCUGUGUGUUAGGGGGAUCUAUGCAUUAUGCUACUAUGGCACGUUCAGUGGCACGGCUAGCCAGCCUGAGUCUCAGUCGAUCCAGAAGCCUCAGUAAUAGCAACCCUGACAUCUCCGGUACUCCAGCCUCACCAGAUGAUGAAGUUAGAACAAUUAUUGGCAGCAAGGGACUAGAUCGUUCCAAUUCCUGGGUUAAUGCUGGUGGCCCAACUGUCCCAUGGAGAAGUCCCCCCAGAUCAAGCACUGAAGUAAUGCAGGCUAUGGAUCGAAGUAAUCGCAUGUCAUCGCAUACCGAGAGUACAAGUUUCUUACAAACGUUAACGGGACGAUUGCCAACUAAGAAGCUAUUGCACGAGGAGCUGGCCUUGCAGUGGGUUGUGAGCAGUGGGGGUGUGCGUGAAUCUGCCAUCCAUCAAGCCUGGUUCUUCUUUGAGUUAAUGGUAAAAAGUAUGGUGCACCAUUUAUAUUUUUCUGACAAACUUGACAUCCCGAGGAAAGCGCGAUUCCCAGAGAGGUUCAUGGAUGACAUUGCUGCGCUGGUUAGCAUGAUUGCAGGUGAUAUCGUUACAAGAUUUCAGAAGGAUAUAGAAUUGAUUGAGAGACUAAACGUCAGUCUUGCAUUUUUUCUCAAUGACCUGUUUUCGGUGAUGGAUCGUGGCUUUGUCUUUUCACUUAUCAAAACCUAUUGGAAGCAGGUUUCCUCAAAACUUUAUGCAUUGCAGACACCAAGUAUGCUUGUAUCGCUGAGAUUAGACUUUCUACGGAUCGUCUGCAGUCAUGAACAUUACGUCACCCUGAAUUUGCCAUGCAGCCUCCUCACACCGCCUUCCUCUCCAUCUCCUUCUGUAUCUUCUGCAACUAGUCAGAGCUCUGGGUUUUCUACAAUUGUUCAAGACCAGAAGAUUGCAAAUAUGUUUGAGCUAUCGAUGCCAUUCCGCCAGCAGCAUUAUCUAGCAGGACUUGUGCUAACUGAGUUAGCACUUAUUCUAGACCCAGAGGCAGAAGGCUUGUUUGGAUUACACAAGAAGGUUGUCAGUGUUGUUCAUAACUUGCUGUCGAGUCAUGAUUCAGAUCCUCGGUAUGCUGAUCCGGAGGUGAAAGCUCGUGUGGCAAUGUUAUACUUGCCACUGAUUGGCAUAAUUAUGGAGACUGUACCACAGCUGUAUGAUUUCACAGAAUCCCAAAAUCAACGAGGACGCCCUAAUGUUGUAACUACAGAUGAUUAUGAGACCGAGAGUAGUAAUAUGAUCAAUCAAACUGUUGCCAUGGCAAUUGCAGGAGCAUCUGUCCCUCAACUUUCCCGACCGAGCAGUUUCCUGCUGGCAUCUGGGAGUGGACGGCAGUAUACAGCCUUCUCUGCAGAAUCAAGCCGCAGUUUGCUGAUUUGUCUUCUCUGGGUUUUGAAGAAUGCAGAUGGUGUGAUUUUGCAGAAGUGGUUUGCGGAUCUCUCUGUCCUUCAACUAAACCGCUUGUUGGACUUGAUGUAUCUUUGUGUGUCCUGUUAUGAGUACAAGGGCAAGAAAGCGUUUGAGCGAAUGAACAGCCUCACAUUCAAAAAAUCAAAAGACAUGAAAGCAAAACUUGAAGAAGCAAUUCUGGGAAGCAUUGGAGCCCGGCAGGAAAUGGUUCGACGCAGCAGAGGCCAGUUAGAGCGAAGUCCAUCUGGGAGUGCAUUUGGAAGUCAAGAAAAUCUGAGGUGGAGGAAAGAUAUGACCCACUGGCGCCAGAACAGUGAAAAGCUUGAUAAAAGCCAGAAAUCUAUCAGAUCGAGAGCUGAGUUGGAACAUGAAGCACUGAUUGAUGGUAACCUUGCAACAGAAGCAAACCUUAUUAUUUUGGAUACAUUGGAAAUAAUUGUUCAGACUGUUUCGGUGACUGAGUCGAAAGAGAGUGUGCUUGGAGGGGUGCUGAAGGUUCUUCUUCACACAAUGGCCUGUAACCAGAGUGCUCUUUACCUACAGCAUUGUUUUGCCACACAGAGAGCCUUGGUGUCCAAAUUUCCUGAGCUCCUUUUUGAAGAAGAAACGGAACAAUGUGCUGAUCUUUGCUUAAGGCUUUUGCGACAUUGCAGCAGCAGCAUUGGCACAAUCCGAGCACAUGCCAGUGCCUCACUCUACCUCCUCAUGAGGCAAAACUUUGAGAUUGGCAAUAAUUUUGCAAGGGUGAAGAUGCAAGUAACCAUGUCCCUUUCUUCGCUGGUUGGAACAUCACAAAAUUUUAAUGAAGAGUUCCUCAGGCGUUCUUUAAAAACAAUACUGACAUAUGCUGAGGAAGACUUGGAAUUGCGAGAAACAACCUUCCCUGAUCAGGUGCAGGAUCUAGUUUUCAAUCUGCACAUGAUCCUGUCAGACACCGUGAAAAUGAAAGAACACCAAGAAGAUCCAGAGAUGCUGAUUGAUCUCAUGUACAGGAUUGCUAAAGGAUACCAGACGUCACCAGAUCUACGUCUAACAUGGCUCCAAAACAUGGCUGGAAAGCACUCAGAGAAGAGUAAUCGUGCUGAAGCAGCACAGUGCCUGGUGCAUUCAGCAGCACUAGUAGCAGAAUACCUAAGUAUGCUGGAGGAUCGCAAGUACCUUCCUGUUGGGUGUGUGAGCUUUCAGAACAUCUCUUUUAAUGUUUUGGAGGAGUCUGCAGUUUCGGAUGAUGUACUUUCGCCAGAUGAGGAAGGAAUCUGCUCUGGAAAAUAUUUUACAGAAGCUGGUCUUGUAGGAUUGAUGGAACAAGCUGCAGACCUGUUUUCAAUGGCUGGAAUGUACGAAGCAGUUAAUGAAGUUUACAAAGUUCUAAUUCCAAUCCAUGAGGCCAAUCGUGAUGCAAAAAAACUUGCGACUAUUCAUGGUCGACUCCAAGAUGCAUUCAGCAAAAUAGUUCAUCAGGAUGGAAAGAGGAUGUUUGGUACCUAUUUUCGUGUUGGCUUCUAUGGAUCCAGGUUUGGUGAUCUGGAUGAACAAGAAUUUGUUUACAAGGAACCAGCCAUUACAAAACUGGCUGAAAUCUCACACCGGCUUGAGGCAUUUUAUGGCGAACGUUUUGGUGAGGAUGUUGUGGAAGUUAUCAAAGAUUCCAAUCCUGUGGACAAAUGCAAAUUGGAUCCAAAUAGGGCCUACAUUCAGAUAACUUACGUGGAACCAUAUUUUGACACCUAUGAAAUGAAGGACAGGAUUACCUAUUUUGACAAAAAUUAUAACCUCAGGCGUUUCAUGUAUUGCACACCAUUCACACUAGAUGGCCGAGCUCAUGGUGAUCUUCAUGAACAGUUCAAACGCAAAACAAUUCUGACGGUGUCACAUGCAUUUCCUUACAUUAAGACUAGGAUUAAUGUAAUCCACAAAGAGGAGGUCAUUUUAACACCAAUCGAAGUGGCCAUAGAAGAUAUGCAGAAAAAAACUCAAGAGCUGGCUUUUGCAACACAUCAAGAUCCAGCUGAUCCCAAGAUGCUUCAGAUGGUGUUGCAGGGCUCAGUAGGAACGACAGUUAAUCAAGGACCUUUAGAAGUUGCUCAAGUAUUUUUGUCCGAAAUUCCCAAUGAUCCCAAGCUAUUCCGACACCACAACAAGUUACGCUUAUGCUUCAAAGACUUCACCAAAAAAUGUGAAGAUGCACUACGGAAGAACAAGAGUUUAAUAGGUCCUGACCAGAAGGAAUAUCAACGUGAGCUUGAACGGAACUAUCAUCGACUCAAAGAAGCUCUUCAGCCUUUGAUAAACAGGAAAAUACCCCAACUUUAUAAAGCAGUUCUACCAAGCAGUUGCCACAGGGAUUCUUUCAGUCGACUAAGCCUUCGAAAAAUGGACAUCUGAAAAUGGACUUGACAUUUAUCUACAAUUGCAUGUGAAGGAACACAAUAAAAGCCUUUCCAUUUCAUCAUCAGGCAACAAACAUGGUAAUCAAAAGUACAUAAAAGGAACAAAUUCAUACCUCAAAUUUUUAUACAAGUGUGGAUAUUUUAAAUACACUACAUUUCUUUAAAUGUGAAGGCAAGGAUAAAUGUCAGCCGUGAUGGUACUAGUGAUUAUUUUGAUAAUGCUAUGGUUACAUUUGAUUGCACAAAGUCUCAGUAUUGUGCUGUUGUUUGUUUUGUCACGAGCAUUUACAAUUGUUCAAAUUCACUAACAGUCAUGUAUUUAUGUACCAUUAUAUAUUGUUAUCUCGUACUAUUUAUCAAGUUUGAACAAGAUCCCUUGUUAGGUUUUGUUGUGUAAUUGGCAAUUAUUUUCUAAAAAAAAGGUACGAUUAAAUAAUGAAAUUACUAAAUAUCUAGUACAUUGAUUUGCUUUGCUCCAGCCUGUUCAUUUUUUAUACAAGUGUUUUAUUACUGAGAGCUUCUGCUUAAUGAAGAGGAAUUAAGCCCACAUACUAUAUGCCUUGGUAAUAACCCAAGAUAGGAAUGUUUUAAAUAAACUAUCAAAUAUGAGUUCCGACACUUUACAGCUCUGGAUUAAUCCAAAAUUUUACUCCCUCAAAUUAACAAGUAUACAAUUCAGUGCAGUACUGUACCUGAAGAUCUCUCCAGGUUCAGCUAAUGUUCAAAAGUUGAUUUCACAUGAGACUACAAUGAUACUAAUGUCAAAGUAAAGUGAGAUAUAAUAGCAAUUUCCUACAAUUGAAUAACUCAUGGUUUAUAUUAGAAUGUGAAUACCUUUAGGAACGAAAAGUGAGAAAUAUAUAUUAGCCAGGGUUAUUGCAUGACUGCAGGAAUUGUGAACAAUAGAUUUGGAUUGGUGUUAAUACCUGCUCAUAGUCUAAUUAACACAAUUGGCAUGCAAUUGUACACUAAGUUAAUGAAUGUAUUAAAGAAAUUAUUUGUAAUACAUUA
This is a messenger RNA of Hypanus sabinus (Atlantic stingray), 7533 nucleotides long. It is a transcript of the gene dock7, whose product is annotated as dedicator of cytokinesis 7. The coding region runs from base 113 to 6517 and encodes 2134 amino acids. Gene Ontology annotation, molecular function: guanyl-nucleotide exchange factor activity. Gene Ontology annotation, biological process: positive regulation of GTPase activity; small GTPase-mediated signal transduction; axonogenesis. The record is from RefSeq and is a predicted model, not a curated record. The transcript has 50 exons. NCBI's taxonomy places the organism in Eukaryota, Metazoa, Chordata, Chondrichthyes, Myliobatiformes, Dasyatidae.